AUGUCAACAUUACCAGCCUACACCAUAGACAAACGACAUGUUGAUCACGAGACAGGCUUACGAAUGCUCUCACUUCUAGCCGAACAGAAUCAAGCGGAUACAUUCAUCCAAUCGGCGGUACGUAACCUGCUGCGAGCGGAAGAUCAAGCCGCGAGAGAUUUUUGGGAAGCUUAUUACAUCCUCCCUUGGUUACCAGUCCCGACAACGGACAGGGUUCAAGAGCUUACUUCUCGCCAAGCGUCAUUCCAGGCCCUCAUAGAAAGUAAUCAGACCCCUGGCCAGCUACGUCGCCGACAAAUGGAAAGCCUCAGCACACUUCUACCCCAUGAGUUCGAUAUAAAUCACGGUAUCACAAUGUCACUAGAUUCAAUCCUAGUACGUAGCUAUACAUUGGGUUACUACACUUCAAAUAGUCAAUCGGUUUUUCAAGUCAAUCCGCCCCAUCCAGAUACCCAAUGGCGGCAAGAGUGGAGAAGAGCAACAGAUGAAGAAACCACAAGAAGACUACUCUAUCAUCAACCACCAUGGGGGAUCUUCUCGGACCAUCAGCGUCAGCUUUCCGCUUAUCGAGAUGAUCCUGACCUUGGCGAUAGGGCGCACGCUCAAUUCUACGAAACAGUGGACAGUUUGACUGAUCAAUGGGCUACGGGAAGUCUUUAUUAUUUUGAGGGGGAAUGGGGAGUGAUGAACAAUGCUAUCCAAGAUCUUGAGCAAAGUUUAGUGAACUCCAGACUCUGGCAGGAACAAGAAGGGACGCGAGAGGAAGCUUCACAGAUACUUCUCACCGGGUGCCAAGGAGUCAAUGAAGUGUUGGCUAGGUUGAUGACAGUCGACCUCCCUUCCUCCGAGGCGUAUAUCGAAGGGACCACGGAGGAAUAA
Molecule: messenger RNA, 879 nt
Organism: Tremella mesenterica DSM 1558
Lineage: Eukaryota; Fungi; Basidiomycota; Tremellomycetes; Tremellales; Tremellaceae
Exons: 1
Coding region: 1-879 (292 amino acids)
Source: RefSeq, a predicted model, not a curated record